UGCUCUCUGUCACUACACCCGGGACGGAUCCUGCCCAGCCUGCCAGCAGCCAGCAUGGCGACUCCUCUGACCGACCAGGAGAAGCGCAAACAGAUCAGCAUCAGAGGGAUCGUGGGGGUGGAGAAUGUGGCCGAGCUGAAGAAAGGCUUCAACCGACACCUGCACUUCACCCUGGUCAAAGACAGAAACAUCGCGACACCCAGAGACUACUACUUCGCUCUGGCUCACACCGUCAGGGAUCACCUGGUGGGCAGGUGGAUCCGGACUCAGCAGUUCUACUACGAAACAGACCCUAAGAGGAUUUAUUAUCUGUCUCUGGAGUUCUACAUGGGCCGGACGCUCCAGAACACCAUGAUCAACCUGGGGCUGCAGAACGCCUGCGAUGAAGCCAUCUACCAGCUUGGCCUGGACAUGGAGGAGCUGGAGGAGAUGGAGGAGGAUGCAGGACUGGGAAACGGCGGUCUGGGGAGACUGGCAGCUUGUUUCCUGGAUUCGAUGGCCACGCUGGGUCUUGCAGCGUACGGUUACGGCAUUCGAUACGAGUAUGGGAUCUUUAACCAGAAGAUAAGAGACGGCUGGCAGGUGGAGGAAGCAGAUGAUUGGCUGAGGCAUGGAAACCCCUGGGAGAAAGCACGUCCAGAGUACAUGCUGCCUGUUCACUUCUACGGACGGGUGGAAGAAACAAAAGACGGCUCCAAGUGGGUCGACACGCAGGUGGUUUUAGCGAUGCCUUAUGACACGCCCAUCCCCGGCUACAUGAACAACACUGUGAACACAAUGAGGCUGUGGUCGGCCCGCGCUCCCAACGACUUCAACCUCAGAGACUUUAAUGUUGGAGAUUACAUCCAGGCUGUUCUGGACAGAAACUUGGCAGAGAACAUCUCCCGUGUCCUCUACCCCAAUGACAAUUUCUUUGAAGGAAAAGAGCUCCGUCUGAAGCAGGAGUACUUUGUCGUGGCCGCCACACUCCAAGACAUCAUCCGCCGAUUCAAGACCACAAAGAAGGGCAGCCCCAGCCGGACAUCCUUUGAGAGCUUCCCUGAGAAAGUUGCAAUCCAGCUGAACGACACCCAUCCGGCCAUGGCGAUCCCUGAGCUGAUGAGAAUCUUUGUAGACAUUGAGAAACUCGACUGGGACACGGCCUGGGACCUCACCAAACGGACCUUUGCCUACACCAACCACACGGUCCUUCCCGAGGCUCUGGAGCGCUGGCCUGUGGAGCUGCUGGAGACACUGCUGCCCCGACACCUCCAGAUCAUCUACCAGAUCAACCAGAUCCACCUGGAUAAUAUCGCAGCUCUCUAUCCAGACGACGUGGACAAGCUGAGGUCAAUGUCUCUGAUCGAAGAGGACGGCUGUAAAAGAGUGAACAUGGCUCACCUCUGCAUCGUUGGAUCUCACGCUGUUAAUGGAGUGGCGGAGAUUCACUCCAACAUCAUCAAGACUGAAGUAUUUCGUAACUUCAGCGAACUUGAACCAGACAAGUUUCAGAACAAAACCAAUGGCAUCACUCCCCGACGCUGGCUGUUGCUCUGCAACCCCGGACUGGCCGAGCUCAUCGCUGAGGUCAUCGGGGAGGAUUAUGUGAAGGACCUGAGCCAGCUGCAGAAGCUCAACGACUUUGUUGAUGAUGCUGCCUUCAUCAGGGAUGUCUCCAAAGUCAAACAGGACAACAAGGUGAAAUUUGCUCAGUACCUGGAGAAGGAGUACCGGGUGAAAAUCAACCCAGCAUCCAUGUUUGACGUCCAUGUGAAGAGAAUCCAUGAGUACAAGCGUCAGCUCCUCAACUGCCUGCACAUCAUUGCCAUGUACAACCGUAUCAGGAAGAACCCCACAGCUCCUUUUGUCCCACGAACAGUGAUCAUCGGAGGAAAGGCUGCUCCUGGGUACCACAUGGCAAAGAUGAUCAUCAGACUGAUCACUUCAGUGGCUGACGUGGUUAAUAACGACCCCGUGGUGGGAAACAAGCUGAAAGUCAUCUUCCUGGAGAACUACAGGGUCUCUUUAGCAGAGAAAGUGAUUCCUGCCACAGAUCUGUCUGAGCAGAUCUCCACAGCCGGCACUGAAGCAUCAGGAACAGGAAACAUGAAGUUCAUGCUGAACGGAGCGCUGACCAUCGGCACCAUGGACGGCGCCAACGUGGAGAUGGCUGAGGAAGCCGGAGAGGAGAACCUGUUCAUCUUUGGCAUGAGGGUGGAGGACGUGGCUGAGAUGGACAAAAAGGGAUAUGACGCCAUGUCGUACUACAAGACGAUUCCAGAGCUCAAACAGGUGAUGGACCAGAUCACCAGCGGAUUUUUUAGCCCUAAAAAUCCUCAUCUGUUCAAAGACCUCACAGAGAUGCUCUUCAAACACGACCGUUUCAAAGUGUUUGCAGACUUUGAGGACUACAUGGCAUGCCAGGAGAAAGUCAGCAAACUGUACGAGAAUCCAAACGAGUGGACAAAGAUGGUGAUCAAAAACAUUGCUGCCACCGGAAAGUUCUCCAGCGACAGAACCAUCACAGAAUACGCCACCGAGGUGUGGGGGGUGGAGCCUACCGACCUGAAGAUCCCGCCUCCUAACGAGCCCAGAGAGGCCAUCGAGGAGACGGCCCGGGCCGUGAUGAAGAUGUGAGGCCAUCUGACGACCAGGGAGAGGGGCCGACUUAUGUUUACACAUCAUUCACUGUUUUCAGUUUCACACCACUCAGCUUUGACUCUGCAGAUUUCACUCACGGGUUUUUUAUUUCCAGCAUAGCCGAGUCAGAGCACUUGUUUAAAAAUGUCUGUUACAGUUCUGAAGCAAUGACACAUGAAGUAAACCAGGAAGCAUUUUGAGAUUCUUUCCUCCAUUUUCUACAUUUUUCCCAACAUUUUGACCUUUUCUCUCAAAGUGCAUUAUGAAAAAAAAAACUUUUCUGGUAUUUUUCCUUUGCACAUCAGACCCUGUUAUUUUCCAUACUUAGGGCAUGGCUCAGAGAACCUUUGUUGCAGUUUUUACAUGACACAUAUUUUACAUUCAGCACAAACACAGCAAGGGUUCAUCUGAAAAGGUCUAGGUCACAUUUAAACUUUAUAAAAUGCUCUGAAAAGAAAAUUUCUACCUUUUUUUCUCUCAAGAAUCUAAGAUUGCAUGCAAAAUUCUGACAUUUAAGUCAGAAUUCUGUGAUUUAAGUGAGAAUUCUGAUUUUUUUGCACUGAAUUGUGAUUUUAAUCUAAAAAGUCCAACUUUUCUCUUAGAAUCCUGUGACUUAAAUCUGAAUUAUGAGGGGGAAAAAUGAAAAUUUUGGGAUUAAAUGCUGAAUUAUAACUUUAACCACAAAAUCCUUAACUUUUUUCAAAGAAUUCUGAGACUGUUGUCAAAAUACUGAGGACAAAAGUCAAAAUUCAGAGAUUAAAUCUUGAAUUCUGGCAAUAAUUACAAAAUUAUGAGAUUAAAGGUCCUGUAAAAUGAUAAAAAAAACAACAACUUUAUUUUAGGUUUUUAGGUUUGUUGU
Molecule: messenger RNA, 3478 nt
Organism: Cheilinus undulatus (humphead wrasse)
Lineage: Eukaryota; Metazoa; Chordata; Actinopteri; Labriformes; Labridae
Gene: pygl
Product: phosphorylase, glycogen, liver
Exons: 20
Coding region: 55-2616 (853 amino acids)
Biological process (GO): glycogen catabolic process
Cellular component (GO): cytoplasm
Molecular function (GO): pyridoxal phosphate binding; glycogen phosphorylase activity
Source: RefSeq, a predicted model, not a curated record